AUUGAAUAUAUAAUAUGGUGGGUACUCUUUUCAGUGAAGACGUUUGAGCAAUUUAUUCGUUCGAAUUCGUUACUAAGAUGAAGACAUCAAGUGUUUGUGUUCUCGUGAUAUCGGCAUUAGUGGCCCAGGUUUCUUCUGAGGUUACUGAGCUCGAUCAAAUGGCACUCAAUUUGUUCCAUUCUUUGGUUGAUAUUGUUGAAAUACCGUAUAGAAAAAUUGAAAAUAUUGUAAAUCCAUCUGAAGCUGGUGUAAAAAAAGAACCAUUUUUAUAUGAUCUAGGAAUCAAACUUAAACGGAAGAAGGAAGAAAUUGAAAGGAAAUACGUAGAAUCACUAUCACCGGAUACUAGAGAAUUGCAAAAGCAGAGAAUAAGAGAAUAUAACGAUAUUUUGGAUAGAAUGGUUUAUUCAAUUGAAGGUUCUAGCAAAAAGGCCAGGAGUAUGGUGAAUGAAUUUUUCAACAAUCUACCAAAAAAUGUUCAAAGCAAAUUAAUUGGAUUGGGAGGAGACCUAAAUAAUAUUUUACAUAAAAUAAAGGAAAUGUCCAAAAAUGAUUCUCCAGCUGCAAAAAAUAAAUAACUCCUCUUCAAAAUUAUUUGUAAAAAUCAGCUGAUUAUGGCGUCAAUAUUAUAAAAUCAUUUUAUUACCCAUGACAAAUGAUUACUGAUUCAUAUUUAUAUCAUGGCUUUAUUUAUUUACCUACAUGUACUACACAUAACUAAUAGUUCGUUUUCUUGGGUAGAAAUCAAAAUUAAUGUGAUAAAAAUAAGUAAUAAAAAGCAGAUGAGCUUUUUGUAAAUAUUUCAAGCAAUAAUGUUUCAUAUUUAAAGCAAUACGCUUGAGAAUGAUUAGAAAAACUGAUAAUAAUUUUUCUUUUUAUACAUUUAAAUAAUUAUUUAUCAUCUGUAAUCUAUAUGUACUAAAAUAAACAACGUAUUAAAUAAAAAAUAAUUGAUUUAUUAAAUUUGUUUUUAUAUAUUUGCGUAAUACAGUAACACGCUAACACGGGGAUCUAGAGGAUAUGUAAUAAGGCAUUGAGGCUAAUGUAAACAAUAUAUUAAAUAAAUAAAUGAUUAACCAUUCAA
Messenger RNA from Myzus persicae (green peach aphid), 1084 nucleotides. RefSeq lists its product as uncharacterized. The transcript is spliced from 4 exons. NCBI's taxonomy places the organism in Eukaryota, Metazoa, Arthropoda, Insecta, Hemiptera, Aphididae. The coding region runs from base 78 to 578 and encodes 166 amino acids. The record is from RefSeq and is a predicted model, not a curated record.